UGUUUAUUUCACAAGAUGUGUUCCAGCCAAUCACUCUGAACGCGCGUUCUGAUCAGCUGUUCUGUGAUGUUCUAUCCGAGUUGAAGGUGGUUCUGGAGAAGGAUCCCAGAGCGAAGCAGACACGUCUCCAUCCAGAUUCCCUGAAGCGCUUGGAGGAAUUUCCUGCAAGAAAACACAAAAACAGUUUCCCCCAAACAUCAUCCGAGACCCAAGACAAGCUCCGACACUCGGAGAGUCGUCCUCCCAGUCAUCAAGUCUGGAUCCAGGAGUCAGCUGCUGCAUCCUGCAGAACAGAUGGAGCUCUUCCUCUGGGGAAUGCUCCAGAAGAUCCAGAUGUCUCCGUCUGCUCCAUCUCAUCCUGAUCCCAUAUUAUCAUUCAGAUUCAGAAAACCUUAUUGGUCUCAGAGGGUUAUUGAUUUGUAGAACUUCCUGUGCAGUUUCACAAACAACACAAUCACAUCAAGUCAGACCUUCAGAGUUUAAAAUGAGAGCUCCUGAGCUCCAUACCAACAACGAUAUCACAUCAACAAUAACCCCAAAACACUUUAUCUUCUUGAAUUCUUUCCCCACAUAAGUCCUCGUGAAGAUGAUCCAGUCCUCUAAUCAGAGCAGAUCCAGAUGAUCACGUGUCUGCCUCAGAAAAGGAUCGAUCAGCAUCUUUGAAAUGUGGAGAUAAACGAUCCACGUUUGAAGGACCGUCCAGAACUUUGUUUUGGACUUCUAUCAGGACUGAUCCGAACCUGUCACCAACAGAUGAUAAACAAAACCACGCUGAGGACGCUCCACUGCGGCUGCGCGCGACGCACCGGAAGUCCUGUCCCCUGGCGGAGCCGCUUACCGGAAGUUCUCGGAUUUAGUGGAGAUUUUUGGGUCUGGUUCCGAGGACCUUGACCCGAAACAGCCGCGGAGUUCCUGCUGACUCGCUUUGACCCCCGUAGACCAGAACCGUCGGUACAAUCCGGGCUCCGCCCCUCCACCUCCGCCAUCUUGCCCCGCCCCUUUAGGCGCCAAAUCCAAACCGGCCAUCCGAACUCCUACCGGUCCAGGCAAAUCCCGCCAUGGAGAAUACGUCCACGAACGGUGCGUGACCGCGGGGGCUGCUGGGAAAUGCUCCGCGCGGGUUCUCACGGACUGUUCUGCUCCGAACAGGAGUUCUGACCCACCUGAGCCUGCUGGAGGUUCGGGCCCUGAGCCGCGGAGGCCCGGAGCCGCAGCGGAGCCGCGUGAGGGAGCUGCGGGGGGAGGCGGAGGAGCUGCGCGGCGUCAGAGACCAGCUGGAGGCGGAGAUCCGCGCGCGCAAGAUCUACGUUAAACGUCCUGAACCUGGAGCAGAACCCGGACCGGAUGGUCCUGAGCUUCCAGAACCCGCAGAGCAGGAAGCAGCAGACGGACGAGCUGCAGGAGGAACCGGGGCAGAUGUUCCUGCAGGAGCUCCGGUCGUCUGCAGACCCCCCUGCAGGAGAGCUGCUCCCGCUGAUGCGCAGACACUCGGAUCUGAAGCAGCGCCUUCACGUGCAUCACCUGAUAGGAGGAUUCGACGCCGUGCGCACUCGCCAGGGCAGAGCGGUAUGCGUGUUUGUGCAGACUGCAUACGAGGGCGUCUUCCUGGAAACCUUCAACAUGGAGCUGGAGCUGAAGCCACGCGUCCAGAUUGGCCGCCACAACAUCCCGCCCUUCAUCCCCCUGCAGAGCCUGGCGGAGCAGAGCCACCUGCAGACGGACGCCGGGGCGUUUCUGAGCAUGCUCAGUCAGCACCUCAACGCCUUCGUGGGCCGCAGACGGCAGCUGCAGCUGGUUCAGGAGCAGCACCGGUCGGUGGAGGUCAUGGAGAGCAACCUGCUGUGCUCCGUCCUGGUGCUGCUGUUCACCGCGCCGCCGGAGAAGACGGCUCUGCUCUGCACGCUGAAGUACGCCGACCUCGGCAGCUGUCUGCCCGGCCAGGUCCACCUGGACUGUGAAGACAGUCGACUGCCAGAGUCUCCAGAGUGGAGGAGCUGCUGCGACACGCUGAGGAAGACGCCGCUGCACCGAGCGCUGGCCGGAAUGAAGAAGAGCAGGAUGAUCCUUUAGCCUGAGGAUCAGAGAUCAGCGCCUGCAGCAGCGUCUGCAGCAACUGUUCAAAUCUCUUUCAGCCUGCAGGUUAAUGCAUGCGCACGGACAACCUCAAGCAUCUGGGCACAAAUCCUCUUUCAGGCUGCAUUUAGGAACCUGAGGAAAACUGGGAAACUGAGAGUUUGGUGAAGACAUUUGUCAGUGAAAAAUGUCCCAGCUUUGUGCAGAUCCCCAAAUGCUGAGGUCUGACUUGUGCACGCUCCCUCCACGUGCACGCUCCCUUUGUGAACUCUUCAGGUCAGACGACGAUUUGCAUCAGUUAAAUGUUGAGUUCUUUGAACGCUGCGUUUGCUGCCGCGUGUAAACUUCUGUUGCGGCUCACCUUGUUUUGGUUGAAGCCUCUUAAGUCUGUUUGAAUUUGUUUUCUAUCAAUAAAAUAUAUAAAUGAUGAGUAACAAAAAAAUAAAUCAUUAAAGAGUUUUUGAAUCUAAA
Messenger RNA from Oryzias melastigma (Indian medaka), 2544 nucleotides. It is a transcript of the gene cenpo, whose product is annotated as centromere protein O. Gene Ontology annotation, cellular component: Mis6-Sim4 complex; kinetochore. The record is from RefSeq and is a predicted model, not a curated record. Lineage: Eukaryota; Metazoa; Chordata; Actinopteri; Beloniformes; Adrianichthyidae. Bases 1345 to 2070 code for a protein of 241 amino acids. The transcript is spliced from 6 exons.